This is a messenger RNA of Gaeumannomyces tritici R3-111a-1, 1482 nucleotides long. RefSeq names its product MFS transporter. NCBI's taxonomy places the organism in Eukaryota, Fungi, Ascomycota, Sordariomycetes, Magnaporthales, Magnaporthaceae. The record is from RefSeq and is a predicted model, not a curated record. Gene Ontology annotation, molecular function: transmembrane transporter activity. Bases 1 to 1482 code for a protein of 493 amino acids. Gene Ontology annotation, cellular component: membrane. The transcript has 7 exons. Gene Ontology annotation, biological process: transmembrane transport.
AUGGCGCAGGCAAACCCCGACUCCAAGGUCGCGUACGACGACGGCGCGAAGCGCAAGGAUGAGGGCGUCGAGGACUACGCGGUCGAGAACCUCGAGGAUGAGCCCAAGAGGGACUACAGCGGCGCCGUCACCACCACCGACCCGGCCGAGGUGGCGCUGGUGCGGAAGUUGGACUGGCGCAUCAUGCCGACGUUGAUGGUCAUGUACUUCCUCAACUACGUCGACAGGAACACCAUCGCACAGGCCAGGCUAAACGGCCUGGAAAAGGACCUCGGAAUGACGGGGAACGACUUUAACGUCACCGUUUCCAUUCUUUUCGUCGGCUACGUCCUGACGCAGGGUAUGUGCGGAAUCCCUAGCAACAUGUUGAUCACCAGGAUACGACCCAGUCUGUACAUGAGCUCAUGGAUGAUAAUCUGGGCUAUCGUUUCGGCUUGCACCGGCCUGGUGCAGAACUACGGCGGCAUGGUGGCGUGCAGAUUUAUCCUGGGUAUUACCGAGGCUCCGUUCUACCCCGGUGCGACCUACAUGCUGUCCAUCUUCUACCCCCGCCGCGAGGUCGCCGCCCGCAUCGCGCUGCUCUACUGCGCCCAGAUCCUGGCCACCGGCUUCUCGGGCCUGAUCGCGGCCGGCGUUUUUGAGGGGAUGCACAUGGUCCGGGGGCUUGCCGGAUGGCGCUGGCUCUUCAUCAUCGAGGGCUCCGUCACGAUGCUCGUCGGCAUCUUCGGCUUCUGGCUGCUCCCGGACACGCCGCUGACGACGCGCUGGCUCACGCCCGAGGAGCGCGAGCUGGCGCACGCCCGCAUGGAGCGCGACCGCGUCGACGACCAGGGCGAGACGUCGACCAUGGUGGGGCUCAAGCAGGCCGUCAAGGACCCCAAGACGUGGGUCUUCUGCCUGAUGCAGAACUUCCACCUCUCGGCCUGCUCCUUCAACUCCUUCUUCCCGACCGUGGUGGCAACGCUCAAGUUCAACACCACCAUCACGCUCCUGAUGACGUGCCCGCCCUUCAUUGUGGCCGGCGCGUUCGGCAUCCUGUUUGGCUGGAGCUCAGGCCGGCUGCACGAGCGCACCUGGCACGUCACGGCCGGGCUGGGCAUGGCCGUCGUCGGCUUCGCCAUCGCCGCCUCGACCCUGACGGUGGCGGGGCGGUACACGGCCUGCUUCAUCUUUGCCGCCGGCGCCUACUCGGUCAACUCGGUCAUCAUCGGGUGGGCGUCAUCGACGUGCGCGCAGACCAAGGAGAAGAAGGCUGUGGUCCUCGCCAUGACCAACGUGGCCGGCCAGAUCGGCUACAUCUACGGAGCCUACAUCUGGCCCAGCACCGACUCCCCGCGCUACACCAUUGGCUUCAGCGCGUCGGCCGCCUUCUCCGUCUGCUCCGUCGCCUGCGCCUGGUACAUGCGCCUCAUGCUGCAGCGCGAGAACAAGAGGAUGCUGGCGAACGCGAACGGCGCCCCCGUCAACCUGUAUGGAUUCUGA